Molecule: messenger RNA, 849 nt
Organism: Miscanthus lutarioriparius
Lineage: Eukaryota; Viridiplantae; Streptophyta; Magnoliopsida; Poales; Poaceae
Source: the annotation of a GenBank genome assembly
AUGCCGCAGCGCAAGGUUUUCAUAUUUUUAGUGGCCUGCUUUUGCACCCUUAGCUUGGCUUUAGCAGCUCCACCUAUCCACCAUAUCUAUUUUAACCUUAAAACUCAAAAUUACCAGCAUGUGUACAGCAAGCUAAAAGAGCUGCUGCAGCGCCCGAGCACGCCAAAAUAUAACCCCACAAAUGUGAUUGGAAAAUUUGUCCUCGGGCAACAACGUCGCGAUUUCCAUGGCGAGCCGCCUGGGUGGAUCUACAUCCACAUUGAGGGCGUACCAAAAGAAGACAAGGUGACACUAGCCAUAGCUAUUGAUGAUCUCUAUCUUAUUGGCUUCAGUAAUGCCACUAACCAUUGGUACAAGUUUAGUGGCGGAUUCCAAGGUUUACCCGCGGGAGCCAUCGAGCUACCGAUUGGAGAGAAUUAUGGAGAAAUGAUUGAAGGAGGUCACAAGAAUCUUUGGAUGGUUCCUUUAGGAAAACAAUCGGCCAUACAUGCCACCAAGGGACUUGCAAGAUACGACUCUCUGCCACAAAACAAACCCCAACUCAAAGACGGGCUGGUUAGGUGUGUGGUCAUGUUUUGUGAAGCCAUGCGGUUCAAAGUGUUCCGCGACACAUUCUCGGGCAAGAACUGGGAGAAGGAGACCUUCAUAUCUGAGGACAAGGCAAAGUAUGUUGUCGACUGGGGAUCGCUCUCAACGCUCCUCAUUCUGUGGGACCGAACCAAACACUGGGGUGUUACUAAAGGUCGAUAUCAGAGUCUUGCUGACAAAGUGAAAAAGAAUAGUAACGUCAACGGUAUGCUCGAUGCUUGGAACAUCGUUGAUUUUCUGCUUCGCCCAACGGAUAUAUAA